CACCUGAAAACCAGGAUAUCGGUUACGUGUCGCCUCACCUAGGCCUAUUCAUUGCGGUCCAUCACUGUGACGACUGAUACCGAGCGAGAGCUGCGGAGAGGAUACAAGCACAUCGAAGCCCCUGCUGAAAAAAGGGGGUGCUGGUAGUUUAAGAGUAGGCUACUCUUGGCAGAAGUUACUGCUCAAUCAGCCAAUCUCCGAAUUCAAUCUAAGUGAACUGCUUAUAGUUGCUUGGACAUUUAUUGUAUUAUCAUCAACGUCGAGGUUGACAUUGCAGUGGGAAACGAGAUCUGAUAGGCUCUAAUAGGGAUUAACGCUCUUCGUCUUUCGUCGGUGUCCACCUGGUUAAUCUGUACCUCCGUUUAACGAUUUAAGAAGAUGCCUGUUCAAAUUCCGGACGAUAAAGAUUUCAUCUCUUUCAAGGAACAGUGCGAGAGCCAAGAAGGAUGGAUAGCUCGCUACAACAAGGGAGGCGUGACAGUAUGGUGCAGGGCUGAAGAGAGUAAAACUGUUCAGAAACUGAAGAUGAGAAUAGUGUGCAAGGAUGUGACAGCAGAGACUCUUUACGAUGUCCUCCACGACACGAGCUACAGGAAGAAGUGGGACAGCAACAUGAUUGACACCUAUGACAUCGGCAGACUCACUGUCAAUGCAGACGUAGGAUAUUACUCCUGGAAGUGCCCAAGCCCAUUGAAGAACAGAGAUUUUGUCACCAUGCGAUCCUGGCUCCCUCUUGGCAACGACUACCUGAUCAUCAACUACUCUGUCAAACAUCCGAAAUAUCCACCCAAAAAGGACUAUGUCAGAGCUGUGUCACUGCAGACCGGUUACCUGAUCCAGUCCAACGGAGCCAGCUGCUGCACCCUCUACUACCUCACCCAAAUGGAUCCUAGAGGUUCCCUACCUAAGUGGGUGGUGAAUAGGGUGUCUCAGUUUGUUGCUCCUAAGGCCAUGAAGAAGAUCUACAAGGCCUCCCAGAAGUAUCCAGAGUGGAAGCGGAAACACAACCCCAACCUGAAGCCGUGGAUGUACCCCGAGCAGAACACCCUGCCCUGCAUAAACGUGGCCGACCUAACCAUCCAGAGAGCCGACUCCCUGGAGAACAUUGACGAGAGCUGCCUAAACGAGGAAAAAGCACAACACAGCGACGAUGAAGAGACUUAAACUACCCCACAAUCUGACUGUCUGUACAUAAAAUAUACUGGAACCUGUGUGCGUUGUGUGUGUGAGGGUGGGUGUGUAUACACAUGUACUGUACAUGUUUGACCUAUUAUUUUGACCUGCAAAUUUUGAGCCUCACUGCAACGUUCUGUUUUAUUUCCGGGGUGGAAACUGUACAGAGAAUAAAGUCAGGGGUUUUUAACUCUAUAUUUUAAAAAAGCAUGGUGAUUUGGGACAGAAGAUGAAAUAUUUUGAUAAAUAUGAAAUAUUUUGUGAAAUAUUCAAAUAGCUUACAAAUAUGCUAGCUGCUAUGUGCAUCCUGAAUGUCCAUACUGUGUACUAAAAUGGACCGCAUCUUCAUUAGGUAUGUCCAUACUGUAACAUAACAUAUGUUAUUGUUUCUAGUUAUGUCAAAUUGGGAUCCUUAUCAAUAUUCAGUGUUCCAUAAUACUUUAAUUUGUUUAUCUUUGUUUGAUUUGACUAACAGCUUUCUCAGAAGACAUUGACAUUGUAUGCACAGGCCUGAAGUGCUUUCUAGUGGUAGACAUGUGUAACAGUUCUACUUCUCCGGAAGUCAUGAGUGUUGGAACAAUGGAAUGUGUCCAUUUGUAAGGAAAUGAAUUACCACAAAGACAAAAUUACUUUUGUACAGUGGCCUACUGAGGUAUCUGAAGUUAAUGGGUCAAUUGCAGCAAAAAAUAUAAAAAAUAAACAGAAAAACCUGACUGAUCAGUGUUUUGGAACACACUUUCAAGGUCAUUAUGUUGUUGUUGCAGUCAUACCUUGGCAAUGCGUGUCCUGAUUAAGUAUCAAAGAUAUUUCCUUAUCAAUAAAGUUUUUAUUUC
Molecule: messenger RNA, 2006 nt
Organism: Osmerus eperlanus (European smelt)
Lineage: Eukaryota; Metazoa; Chordata; Actinopteri; Osmeriformes; Osmeridae
Gene: stard15
Product: StAR-related lipid transfer (START) domain containing 15
Exons: 6
Coding region: 379-1164 (261 amino acids)
Molecular function (GO): lipid binding
Source: RefSeq, a predicted model, not a curated record